AUGGACACUCAGCCUGUCAAGGCUGCCCUUGGGAAUCAUUUUGAAGACCUUGCCUUCCAAAUCAAAGGCGUGAAGGAUAUGCCUGCUGUGGUUGGCACUCUCGAAGUGAUUGCAUUGCUCCGGCAGCAACACAACGAAGCGGAAAACAUGAGAAGGAUGCAUCAUCAGGAGAUUAUCACUAAACUGGAUGCCAUCGAGGGCCGGUUGGAUGGCUCUAUCGAGGACCAGCAGGCCAUCACACAGGAUGCAAUCGACCGCCUGCCUGUGAUUAUACUCAAUAGACAGCUGUUUCAUCUCCGCACUUGGGCAUUAUCUUCCGCACUUGAUGGAGCACUCGUCGAGUUGGAAUGA
Molecule: messenger RNA, 351 nt
Organism: Postia placenta MAD-698-R-SB12
Lineage: Eukaryota; Fungi; Basidiomycota; Agaricomycetes; Polyporales; Adustoporiaceae
Exons: 3
Coding region: 1-351 (116 amino acids)
Source: RefSeq, a predicted model, not a curated record